Messenger RNA from Cylicocyclus nassatus, 1621 nucleotides. The record is from the annotation of a GenBank genome assembly. Lineage: Eukaryota; Metazoa; Nematoda; Chromadorea; Rhabditida; Strongylidae.
AUCGAUGCAAGGAGAAGUGCGCCGUCGACGGAGCGCACUGAGAUCAAAAAUUGUAUACAAGCCUGAAAACUCUCCAUCGCAUUUCAAGCGACCUGCUUACUACCUCAAACAACUGCGGGAUAGCAGUGACUUCAGGCUUUGCGACAUCGAACUUGUAACAGAUAAUGGAUGUGAAAAUGUACACUCAGCUAUAGCUGCUGCACAUUGCACCAAGAUUGCGAAGCUACUUGAAUUCCGGGAUGUACCUUUACGUAUCGAUGUGCGAGGAUUUCACCCUGAAUCUGUGAGAAGAUUAGUUGAGUGGAUGUACACUGGCCAUAUAGCGAUAUCUGCGGAACGCAUGGAAGAUCAAAUGAGCGUCACCAACUAUUUUGGCACUAUUUUCUUACAUCACCUUCUCGAAAAUACCCUGAAAAGUAUGGCUGUUCAGCAAAGUUCGCGGAUUGAGGCUUUGAACAUAGCAACACAUCCUAAGACAGGAGUCUCUUCCGAAACAAUCACGUGUAUCCUACGCGAACUCCAUGAAAAACAUUUGACAUUAUCCUCGGAUGAAAUAAAGUCACUUAAGCCUUGGGCUGUAAGAAUGUUGGUUCUUGCUUCAGUGAGCACUCAGAUAAAAAUUGCUCUUAUUAAUACAGCUCUAUCAUGGUUGCGUUACUCACAUAAUAUACGUCACCUUGAACUCAUCACAUCAAGUAUUACUAUUGAUGAUAUGAACAUUAGAGAGCUCAGCGCUUUCCAGAGGACAUUGAGAGCGCUUCUUCUUAAUCCAUCAACGCGGAAACUUGUGACGGUGUCAGUCGAUAAAUCGGGAGUUAUAGCUAUCAAUAUGGACAGAGAUAAACAUCUUCGUGACGCCGAAAUGGUUUUAGAAAAAGUUGACGCUGAUGGUAUUACUUCGACAUCAAAUGCCACUUCUCUAGCUGGGGCCAACUUUACGCCAAUCAUACUACACGAAAAAAGUCGACAACUUUCCAGUUCCAAGUGUAGCGCCAGAGACUUACCAUCCUACUCGCAACCGUCCACACCUCGACGAAGUACACCAGAAUAUAAAGAUGCUGAUGACUCGCUGAGUGAUAGCAAUGAGUGGCCAAUAUCAGCAACGGAUACUUUGGCGCAAGAGCUGGCGAAUUUACCGCCGACAGAUAGGGUUUUCGGAUCCAAUGCCCAACAACCUGCGCUGGAGACUUCCGCACGUUCGGAAGGCAAUAAUGCCAGACCAGUGCGCUUGGAAGGAGAUGGCAUUCCAAAGCCAGGAGGACUUUAUCUUCUCAAACCAACCCAUAUUUUCGGAGAAUAUGCCAAAAUGGCUACUCCAGCAUUAAGUCCAAGACACCCAUCAAACCGCGAACGUCGCUCACAGUACAGCCAAAGUGAGCUCGAUGAACUUAGAAAUUAUCCAGACGAUAUUUUCAAUAAAACAAGCGUGCAGACAAGAACUUCAGAUGCUGUAAAUCAGUCUAGAAGCGUCACAAAUAGUCAAAGACUUGAGGUACAAGCAAUGAAAACGAAAGAGUUAGCUAAAAGGAAGGAAGACACCGCGAUAACAGCAGUUGGCCCUACGUUGCUACCCGCGGCAGAAAGCGGACCCAAAUACAUCAUGUCCCAUUACGCAUUUUGA